This is a messenger RNA of Phytophthora sojae, 648 nucleotides long. RefSeq lists its product as hypothetical. Bases 1 to 648 code for a protein of 215 amino acids. The record is from RefSeq and is a predicted model, not a curated record. Lineage: Eukaryota; Oomycota; Peronosporomycetes; Peronosporales; Peronosporaceae. The transcript has a single exon.
AUGUCGCGCGCUACGCUCUCCCUCGCUCUUGUCGCGACUGCCGCUGCCGUCGUGAGCGCUCGCCCCACGUACGUCGCGCGCCUGCCCAACGGCGACAACGUGUCCGGCGUGGCGGCUUUGGGUCACGUGGACCCGGCUGGCGGCGGCGAAAACAACGACUUCGGCCUGGACUUCGCCAGCGCCGGCGAGUCCUGGACGACCGAGUUCUGCCAGAAGGACUCGGACGGCGACGGACAGACCAACGGCCAGGAGCUCGGCGACCCGUGCUGCGAGUGGGUGCAGGACUCGAACGCCGAGGUGCGCUGGAGCGACGGCGUCUCGCACCCGGGCGACGCGUCCUCCACGUCGGACGAAUCGCUGUGGGCCGACAUCACGUGCGGCUCCUCCACCUCCAACUCGACGACGGCGAGCUCGACCGCGGGCUCCAGCGCCAGCACCGUCGAGGCCGGCUCCACCACCACCUCGGAGACGGACGCCGCUACGUCCGCCUCGGCUGCCUCCAGCGACGCGGCUGCUUCAUCUUCGAGCGCCGCUUCGGCUGCCUCCAGCGACGCGGCUGCUUCAUCUUCGAGCGCCGCUUCGGCUGUGACGCCUGCCGUCUACUCGGUCGUGGGCGCUGCCGCUGCUAUCGCCACUUUCUUCCUCUAG